AUGCGUAGCGCGAAGUUCGUGUUCAAGAACCAGAACAUCAAGGACCCUUGCGGGUGCGGAGAGUCGUUCAGCGUCGGCUCGUGCGCGGCGCGAGUCCAUCUCCCUUCCGAUGAUGGAGAAGAGCGCCUUGCUGUCGAUGAGGAUGCGGACGUUCACGCCGUCCUGCUCGACCACCUCGUCGAACUUGCCGGGCUUGUCGAGGUACUCGAGGUGGUACGAGAGCCCUGCGCAGCCCUCGUUCCGCACGCAUAUCUGUAUGAGCUGGGACGCACCGCACAUCGUUGGUCUCGUACAGGUCGUGACUAGAGGGGUCCGGG
This is a messenger RNA of Fomitopsis serialis, 317 nucleotides long. RefSeq lists its product as uncharacterized. Lineage: Eukaryota; Fungi; Basidiomycota; Agaricomycetes; Polyporales; Fomitopsidaceae. The transcript has 3 exons. The record is from RefSeq and is a predicted model, not a curated record. The coding region runs from base 1 to 306 and encodes 101 amino acids.